AUGUCCCUCUUCCUUCUGCUUUUGACCCUGCUACGAACGACCCUCGUCGUCGCGCAUUUCAAGCCUGAUCAUGACGAGCAAGUUGUCUUCGAUGCUCAACCGACGAAGAGGAUAGCCGUCGUCGGCGCAGGUGCGGCUGGCAUUGGUACUCUAAAGGCUAUCAUGGACUUAGACGAGGAGAUGAGGCGGGGUUGGAGUGUCGUAGCGUUCGAAGAGCGCGUGGGCGUUGGCGGCCUUUGGCGCCCAGAUACUAAGCCCGUUCCCUCUCCGCCAAAGAUCCCUGAGACUCCUCUAUAUGACAACCUCCAGACCAACGGACCGCACCCGCUUCUGACACUACCCAAUACAACUUUCCGGCCGGAGACAGAGCUGAUGGCACCACACGAGAAGGUUCUGCUGUACCAUGAAGAUACAGUCCAGGACUUCAACCUCUCCUCUUACAUCAAGCUGCAGCACUCCGUUCUUGAGACGAAGUGGGUUGGCUCGGCGACGGAGGGCUACUGGGACAUCUCGAUCGAAGACAAACAGCAUGGAAGACUCUUCCACCAAGCCUUCGACCAUCUCAUCGUCGCCACCGGCGGCAAUCACUUCCCUCGCGAUACCCACGUAGCAGGUGAAGACGAAUGGUUUGCCGCCAACAGGACCAUGAUACACUCGAUGUACUUCCGUCGACCUGAUGAUUUCGUUGGACAGAACGUCGUAGUUGUCGGCGCAGGGCCUAGCGGAUGGGAUAUCGCUAUGCAUCUGGAAGGGCACACGAACAUGACGUACUGGGCUCGGGAUACGCGAAAAGAGAACCCUGAUGCUCACGAUUUUCCGAUUCCUACAGGUGUUGAGGCAAGGUCCCGGGUUAUCGAAGUACAUGAGAACGGGACCGUCAACUUCAAAGACGGGACACAGGCGCACGCUAUCCAAUCUGUCAUACUUGCCACUGGCUUCGAGCCUCAAGUACCCUUCCUUACAGCGGCUGGAUUGCUAGACGAGGUUGAGGAACACACAAAUGCGACCAGGCUCCUUGCUAUGAAUGGCCGUUAUGUGCGCCCGAUCUAUGAACAUACUCUUUCACUUGAUCCUAGAUAUCCUCUAGGUGCCCUGUACUUCAAUGGUCUCUUGACCAUUAACCCCACGGGCAUGUGCAACUAUGCGCAGGGGUUGUUUGCUGCAUACACGAUCGCUCGCCCAGAGCUACUUGACACGCGAGAGGACCUAUACGCAGCACUCAUUCGCCGCGAACAGUGCGUCCGCGAGGCCGGAUACGAGCCGUUGCACGUCGGGCACAGGCCCGUGGGAUACGAGGAUAACUGCGAGCACACGCGAUUCGAGGACAAUAUGAUCAACUACCUCAAACACCGCGGACUCGCAGGCCAUCCAGGCGUGCCAUCGAUGGACGUGAACUACACGGAACCGUGGAGGGUAUGGACAUAUGCGAAUGGCUUUGAGCUCCUCAUGGCGUGGAAGCAAGGCGUGCAGCCGUUGGGAGAGGAGUUCGUGUACCGAUGGGUCGAGGGACGCGAGACGGAGGAGGACUGGUUCGAAAUGAUGCAAGAUCUCAUUGCAUGGUGGAGCGAGCACAAGCCAAAACCGCUACGUGGCCUAUUUGAGAGCGUCGCCCGGCUUUGGUCCUAG
Messenger RNA from Peniophora sp. CBMAI 1063, 1626 nucleotides. The record is from the annotation of a GenBank genome assembly. Lineage: Eukaryota; Fungi; Basidiomycota; Agaricomycetes; Russulales; Peniophoraceae.